AUGAAAAGAAGUAUAUAUUUUUGUUUUGUUAAGUUUUUUCUAUGUAAAAUUUUAGUAUACACAGUUUUAUAUCCUCAUAAUAUUACCUUUGCUAUUUAUCCUGAAAACGAAAUAAAGCAAGAUGGCUCGUUAAAACUUGAAACAAGAAUAUCGCCAGUUGAUCAUUGGGGAAAAAGGGAACAGGGUUCAAAAGAAUUGGGAAACUGUACAAAAUUAAAGAAUAAAUAUUCGCAGAAUGAAGAAAAAGAAAGGAAGGAAGUGAACAUAAGGCCCUUGAAGGAAAGAAUUUUUAUAGAUGCAUUGAAAAGGAAGUUUAUGUUAAAUGAACUAAAGAGUUCAUUAUUGCUUAGACCAAAUAUAAUAGAAUCAAAGUUAAGAAGACUGGAAAAAACGUUGAUAGGAAAUAAUUUAAUAUCAGAAUCCAAAAUGAAUGAAGUAAAGGAAGUUUUAUCUGAAAGUGAAUCAAUGGAAACAAGAAAUAUCAUGAAGGUGUUAAAAGAAAAUUUAUUAAAUAACCAAUUAAUAAGAAAUUUAAUGUUAAAAGAAAUAGAAGAUAUUCUAUUAGGAAAUGAAUUGUGUACAGAAUUCAUUUUAAACGUAUUAAAUAAAAAAAUCCUGAAUAACAGAGUAGCUUAUUUGUCUGUUUUAAAUGAGUAUGAAAAAAUUAUAUUAGACAACAAUUUAAUUGAAGAAUCAAAAUUAAAAGUUUUAAAAGAUGUUCUGUUAAGUGAUAAACCAAUAACAGAACCACAAUUAUAUGAAUUAAAAUUGUUGUUACUUAAUACAUUAUAUAAUAUUUCUAAUUCGACUAAUAAUGAAAAAACAGAAGACAAGCAUUUCAGCAAUGAUGUUCCUAAAUCAAACACUUAUAGUUUUUCUCAAAAUUAUGUUUCUCCAAGGGGCAUUAACUUAACUCAUCAUAAUAACAUUUUGCCAGAUGUUUACUAUGUCAGAAGUAAUAAUACACCAUUAAGAACGGAACCAUACAAUAUAAGUGAUAUAGUAAAAAGAAAUAAUAUAAAAAACAGAGAGAAUAUAUCUAUAAGAAGCAACUCAACAAAGAGAAUUGGUUCAAAAUAUCAAAAUGUUGUAAUGAAAAAAGAUGACAUAAUAAAGACGAGCAAUCUAGCAAACAAAAAAUUAUUUUUUCCAAAAAAUGAUGUUAUAGAAAAUAUUAGGGGAAUAAAUAGAAGGAAAGUAUUACCAAAAAAUUAUUUAUUAAAGAAAACUGAUGUUGCAGAUACUGAGAAAUACACAACAAAGUAUCGUUCCGAGGAUAAAAUUGUUACGAUCAUCAAGCCAAAUGACAAGUUAUCGAAAAAUGAUUCUGCAGACAAAUCGGAUAAAAGUAAGAUUGAAGAAGUCAAGAAAAGAAAACAAUGGACAAUAGAAAUACAUAUGUGUGAUAAGAAAAGAAAAGAUGAUAUGAUAAAGGGAGGGGAAAAGAAAACUGUAACAAGCAUUUAUAUGUGUGAUAAAAACAAAAAAAGUAAAUUAAUUGAUACCCAUGAUUCUAUAAAAAAAGGGGAUGAAAAAAAAGAAGAAAAUAUUAGAACAGAAAAGAAGUUCACUAUAGAUAUACAUAUGAAUGAAAAGAAGAAGAGAAAACCACUCGUAAAAAAAAAAACAUGGGUAAUUAAAACCAUUAUGAAACGUGAUAUUUCAAAGAGGCUUAAUAUAUUAAGAGAAUUAUAUAACUCGAAUGAAAUUGAUGUAGAUAUGAGGGAUGACGUAUACGGAAAGAUAGAAAAAGAACUUUUCCAAAAUGUCCUUACAUAUGUUAAAAUAAAACCUAAUACAAGAAAGAGACUAUUUAAAAGACUUGCUAUUUAUGCAUUAACACCAGUACUUGCAAUAUCUGGAAUUAUAGGCUUUUCAAUAGGGCUUCAUAUAGCACUGGGUGUAGAUCUUUUCUUGGAUUCUACAGCAGUCGGAUUGAAAGAAACUGCCGGGAAAAUUGCAGAAGCUGCACCUGAAAUUUUAAAUGAUGUGGGAACUUGUGCCGUAGAGGUACUGGAGAGUGGUGCAACAAGCAUAUCUUUAUGGGGCCUUUUUGCCGAUAUUGUAACGACUGGCUUAUCAUGCGUUGCUAAAACUACAGCAAAAGCGGUAAAUAUCGUUGCUGAAGCUUCACUUGAUGGCAUGGCUGCAGGUACUGCAUAUGGUACAACUUAUGGUGUUAUGCAAUACUUAUUUCCUCCAUUAAUUGGUAUAUCCUUUUCAGUCCUUAUACUCAUUCUUUAUAGAGUAAUCUUAUUUCUAUAUAAAAAAGGUAAGCUGGAAGGUUUUGGCAGAUUCGUAAGAAGGUGUAAGAAUUUAACAAAGAGGAAAUAUAAUAAAUUUAAGAGAAUAACAAAAUGGUAA
Molecule: messenger RNA, 2364 nt
Organism: Plasmodium gonderi
Lineage: Eukaryota; Apicomplexa; Aconoidasida; Haemosporida; Plasmodiidae
Exons: 2
Coding region: 1-2364 (787 amino acids)
Source: RefSeq, a predicted model, not a curated record